GCGCGGCUAAAUAUUUCGAACCAUUUCCCCCCGCCAUUCCUCUUCACAAUUUGGCUCCAUCACGGCAUCAUCACAAUUAAUUUUCAAAGAGGGUGCUCGUGUUGGGUUGUUGCAUUAUUUGUUUUGUAUAAGAAGAGGAAAGAGUGUGAAGCAGCAUGCCUAACUACUACGAUGUCGACGCCAUCUUGGCAGAAGAGGAACUGGUUCCCUGUUCGACGAACUUUGAUUUCUCUUAUCUGGCGCAUUUGGACCCUGAUCUUCACGGCACUGGGAAACACUACUUGCCCGAGGGAAGUCGGGUCAAGCUACCAUUGUGGGCACUUGACAAGUGGGCAUCUUUGGACUUUGUCAAUAUUGGGAUCCCUCGCCACUAUCAGCGAAAGGCGCGAGAACGGCUGGAAGCGGCACCCUCAGAAGUCAACUUGAGGAAGAGAAAUGAACGAUACUUCAUGGCAGGACGUUUCUUGGUUGACUUGAUUGAAACCAGUGUUCAAAAGGUGUCAAAGUCUGCAGCCAGCUCUCGAAGGGAUCGAUUGGAGCAAGUGGCAUUGGAAGCCAAGAAACUGCGAAAUACAUUGCUCAAGACGUACACAGGCGAACGCCUGCGCCAAACUUUGGAUUGGUCCUUGAGCAGUGUUGGGGAUGAUGUCACAUCGUAUACCAACCAAUUGACCGAAAUGGAGCGCCGUCUGUUCCAGAGCGGAGCUGUUGCAGCUACGGCCAAUUUGCGUUGGAGAGUACACGGAAAGAGUCGGUGGUUGAUCCGAUCCCAGACAGACAACAACAAUACACGUCCUCCUAAGAAUGCCAGACCUGUGACCCCCGAAACAGAGCAGCAAGAGAAUGACAACAAGCGCCAGAAGCGGUAGAUUGAAUCAUUCGAUUCCAUUGUUUUUGUCGCUAGCUACUUUGGGGCCGAAUGCAAUCGGCCCGGAAAGAAUGUGAAAGAGAGGAAUCAAUAGCUACGAGCCACAAAAGGGGAAACUUGAAAUAGCAAUAGCAACAUCAAGCCAAACUAUGUACUUUAAAAGUGAAUGCUAGCUAGCUAGACAGGUGGCCAAAUGCAUCGUCCUCUGUUGAACACGAAGCGAUGGAGAGCACAAUCAAUCGCACUACACUAGAUUCAUCACGUUGUGACUACAGUACUGUCUAACUAACUAACCCAGUCACUUGUCUAUUGUAGAAAAAGCGGUGCAAUGAUAUGCAUGUAAAAAAGCUCCCCUACUAGCUAGAAGCACAUCUUGUACCGGUAUCUAGAAAUCCCAUCGCAUUCUACUACUAGUCUAGCUAGAGAGCAAGUAGACUACAUGUA
Messenger RNA from Seminavis robusta, 1312 nucleotides. The record is from the annotation of a GenBank genome assembly. Lineage: Eukaryota; Bacillariophyta; Bacillariophyceae; Naviculales; Naviculaceae.